GUGAGUCAUCUAACGACGUGACCUGCAGAAGACACUGAAGUUCACUUAGUCGCCAAAAUCAGUUCAGCAAAGUCCAGAGCGGUACACUCAUCGCUGCCGUGAGUCACUGCUAUAGGGACAGGACUAAACCUACGAGAGCACCGAGUUCACUAAAGAAAAAUUAGGUAUAAAGGAAUCGAUUUGCUUGGAAGCGCUUUUUGCCACUGAAGGCACUCUGAUCGUGUGGGAAUUCAUUAUCAGCCUUCUGAAAUCUCCUCCUCUUUCCCUGGACCAUGUAUCAGGAUUACACCGGGACAUACGACACAUCCUCCCGCGGCAGCAGCAGCUCACCGGCGCACCCGGACACCAGCCCCAUCCCCGCCUCCAGCUACCAGAAGUACAGAGUAGACAUGCCUGGCUCUAGCAGUGCCUUUAUUCCAACAAUUAAUGCCAUAACGACCAGUCAGGACCUGCAGUGGAUGGUUCAGCCCACAGUAAUCACAUCCAUGUCUAAUCCAUAUUCCCGGCCUCACCCGUACGGCCUGUCUGUGUCUAGUGGCCCGAGCCUCCUCGGCCACACAGCCCUCACACGGCCCGGGGUCAUCCGGUCUAUCGGCGACACACGUGGGCGACGCAAGCGAGACGAGCAGCUCGCCCCAGAGGAAGAAGAAAAACGGAGAGUUAGACGAGAAAGAAACAAACUAGCUGCAGCUAAAUGCCGGAACCGCAGAAGAGAACUGACCGACAUGCUGCAAGGGGAGACCGAGAAGUUAGAGGAGGAGAAGGCUGACCUGCAGAAAGAAAUCGAGAUCCUGCAGAAGGAAAAGGACAAGUUGGAAUUCAUGUUGGUGGCCCACAGCCCCAUGUGCAAACUGCCCCCUGAAGAUCGCCAUCAGAGCUCGCAUUCCCAGCAGUGUACGCCCCUUCCUCUGACCAUGCGCUCCAUCCUGGGUCCCCGGGGACCGAUGAGUACCCUCAACCCAGUGGUGGUUAAACAGGAGCCUUUGGAAGAACACGACGAUGAGGAAGAAGGAAAAAUCCAGCGUUCAGUCAUCAAGCCCAUCUGCCUAGGUGGCGGCAUGUAUUGUACUGAUGGAGACAGCCUCAACACACCCUUGGUGGCAGCUUCCACCCCGCUGUCCACCCCAAACAACCCAAGCCUCAUCUUCACCUACCCCAUCAUGCUUGAGCCCGAGAGUCCUUCGCCAUCAUCGGAGUCCUGCUCCAAAGCCCACCGCCGCAGCAGUAGCAGCGGCGACCAAUCCUCAGAUUCCCUAAAUUCUCCCACCCUGUUGGCACUUUGAAGGAAAAUCUGAUGCAUUCUCGUGGAUCUCCAGAGCACCCUCAGCUGGGAUUUGAGUGAGGACUUCACCUCAACAAAGCUGAGAACCCUCAAGGGCUAAUUUGCUCAUUUUAUUUAAACGUUUCAGAAGAGAGUUUUUGUUGUCUUGUUUAAACGUAUGUGCAAAUUCCAAUCGCUGUUUCAGCUACAAAUAGUGGUGAGUUUCUGGAAUGAAGAUGAAAAAAGCGGGAGUCAAGAUUUCAUCUUUAGCAAGACUCAGAGCAACUUGCAGUCGUCGGCUGCCUGUACAGAAGAGCACAAUAUUUCCUGCUGGCUGCCUGACUAAUAAGAGAUUGGAAUUGCUUGCAAAAUCGAAUUCUUGAUAGGUACAAAAUAAGACAUUGGACACUACGGUAGAUAGCUGCCCUCAAAACAUCUUUGUAUUUGUGACGUGUGAUAUGUGUCCCUUUGUAUUUUGUGUCCUGCUGUUUAUAAUAUUUCGGGUUCACUGGAUGAGCCUCACUGCUGAGUGUCGAAAGAACCGUCUUGUAUAAUAAAAUGCUGACCUUUGUUGAUAUUUUGUAUAUGCGGCACAAGCACUAAGAUCAUUUGCCAAAUUUACGUAGCUUUUGUUAUGUAAAGCAAACAAACAAACAAACAAACAAAAACACUUUCUAGCAUCAGCGAAUCUACUGUCAGGGAUUUUUGUCUGUGUCAGUGAGCCAUACAAGCAUUACUAGAAGCAUUUGCACAGAGAACACAAUAUAACGGUGUACACGAGGGAAACUCUAGCCAUAUUAGGCUCUGCCUCUAACCCUGACAUGGCAAUACCGCUUUUGUAUUGGCGCACACUGUGGUUUUCAAAUAAUAAUAAUUAAAAAAUGAUUACUUUUAUAAUAUGUACUUUUAUGUCUUGAUUGGCCCUUUUUUCCGGGUACAGUUUAAACGGAAUCAUAUAUCAGCCAUAGGAGCACUUCUCCCUGAAACACUGGUUGGCUUUUUUUGCCGCACUUGGGAACAGAUGCUCUUUGUCAGCAACCUUACAAUCAAAUAAAACGCCAUUCUUUACAGUGAUGGAUUAAAACAGGGAACGCAAAAUGAUUUUGAACGUCUGAUGCAAAAGGUGAGUGUGGUGUGACACUGACACUGACACUGAUCAGACACUGAAGAAAAGAUACACAUUGCAAUAUUUCUUGAAAAACAUUCCUGGGAAAAGAAGACUGAACUUCAGAGAGAUCUCAAGGUCACUGUUGCCACAGUCAGAUAAUAACUGAGGGUGAAUGUGAGUAUUUUGUUGUACAGGAUGCAGCAAACUGAAACAAAACGAAACAAAUGUGGCUUCUGUUUGAAGGACUUUGUUGCUUUAUUUAUGUCAGCAACUUUUAAGGAUCUAGGAGAUCAUUUCAGUGUUUAUUAAAUGGAGUAUGAGAGAUUCUAGUUGCGAAAACCAAUUUAAUACCAAAAAAAAA
Molecule: messenger RNA, 2730 nt
Organism: Sinocyclocheilus grahami
Lineage: Eukaryota; Metazoa; Chordata; Actinopteri; Cypriniformes; Cyprinidae
Product: fos-related antigen 2
Exons: 5
Coding region: 273-1283 (336 amino acids)
Biological process (GO): regulation of transcription by RNA polymerase II
Cellular component (GO): nucleus
Molecular function (GO): RNA polymerase II cis-regulatory region sequence-specific DNA binding; DNA-binding transcription factor activity, RNA polymerase II-specific
Source: RefSeq, a predicted model, not a curated record